CCUCCAAGGGAGCCUCUCUUCUGCGAUUCCAGGCCCAGCCCAGCCUCUCAGCCACCAUGAAGCUGCUCUGCCUUCUGCUGACCCUCUGCUUACUGUCCUUCCAGAUCACCCCAGGUGUCAUUGCAGGUAUGAGCCUUACAGGUCUGGGCCACAGAUCUGAUCAUUAUCUAUGCGUCAAAAAUGAAGGAAUAUGUCUCUACUCCUCUUGUCCAAGCUAUACCAAAAUUGAAGGCACCUGUUAUGGUGGGAAGGCCAAGUGCUGCAAGAGAAAGCAGUGAUUGGAAGAAAGAAUGUAGAAGUCAAGUGAAAUAUUUGUAAUCAUUGUUUUAAUAAAUGCAAAUUUUUUU
Messenger RNA from Tupaia belangeri chinensis (Chinese tree shrew), 347 nucleotides. It is a transcript of the gene DEFB1, whose product is annotated as defensin beta 1. Gene Ontology annotation, molecular function: CCR6 chemokine receptor binding. Gene Ontology annotation, biological process: innate immune response in mucosa; defense response to Gram-positive bacterium; defense response to Gram-negative bacterium. NCBI's taxonomy places the organism in Eukaryota, Metazoa, Chordata, Mammalia, Scandentia, Tupaiidae. The record is from RefSeq and is a predicted model, not a curated record. The coding region runs from base 57 to 278 and encodes 73 amino acids. Gene Ontology annotation, cellular component: extracellular region. The transcript is spliced from 2 exons.